UCAAAAAAUGAGUCAACAUUAAACGUCAGUAUACCAUUUGGCAUUUUCUUUUCAAUCAAGGAUUUAGCGAUUUUCAAAGGCUUGUAAUUUGAUUUAUAAACAAGUAACGAUGGCUUAUUUAACCCAACCGGACUUUGUGAGAUAUGUGUGCUCUUGCGGCCAGUUGAAACCUAUUACAAAUCUAUAUUUCUGCCGGCAUUGCUUGAAAAUAAGAUGCGGUUUCUGUAUCUGUCACGAAGUGGACUCCCAUUACUGUGCAAACUGCUUAGAAAACAUGCCGUCAUCUGAAGCGAGAUUAAAAAAGAACAGAUGCAGUAGCUGCUUUGAUUGUCCCAGCUGUUUCCACACCCUGUCCACUCGAGCCACCUUCGCCCAGACCCGGCAGGACCCAGCGGCUGGUGACGCAAAGGUGGAAAACAAACAGGCGAAAAAGAUGUACUAUCUGUCAUGUUUCAAUUGUCGGUGGACGUCACGUGACGUUGGCAUACCUGAUCAGCCUGUCGCUUCAGGAGGUUGGCCAGAGAGGCCGAACCCGUUCUCGGCGCGCAUCAACCAACUGCUGGACUACUAUAAGGCCAUAGCGCAGCAGGAGAAACAGGAGAAGUUGGACAGGGAGAGGAAGAAGUUCGCUAUCAGGGGGAAAUACAUCACUCUUACUGAUAAAACUGGCUUAACCGGCGCGAUGGCUCGCAACAUAGCCGGGCUGCCGUCCAGCGAGAGCUCCUCCUCAGCCAUCGCCAACUUCGUGCCCAGCGUGGCCAGUGCCGAGGUCGAGGAGUUGCCUGAAGACUACCACCUCAGGGAGAUCAACUUGAAGCAGGUGACGACGAUGGCGCAGCGGCUGGCGUCGCCCGAGUGGCAGCCGGCGAGCGUGGCGCGCCUGCACCCGGUGGCGCGACCACUCAGCGUCAAGCGCAGCCAGCGCUGCCGCGCCUGCGACCACAACCUCACCAAGCCGGAGUACAACCCCGGCUCCAUCAAGUUCAAGAUUGAGCUGCUCGCCUUCUACCACAUGCCAGAGGUGAAAAUAAUCUCGCAUGAGAGCGUGAAGCCGGGCCAACAGUCAGCAUUGCUGCUAAAGGUCAGCAACCCCACGUCGCACGAGAUGGCGCUGCGGCUUCUUCCGCCCGACCACCAGGCCGAGACUGAGACUGACGAGACUACCGAGACUCACGAGAAGAAUGAGCCGAAGAGCAUUGAGAAGUCGUUGGAGAAGUCGCUCAAUUUGGAGAAGGACACAACUUGGAGUAAAGUCAUCGAGAGGAAGCCGCAAAUGCCGGCGCUGAGUCAGAUUUGUAUACCGGAGGUGACGCUGACGCUCGCGCAGCGGGAUGACGCCGCCGAGUAUGACGAUGACCCCCAACAUGACACUAGCGAUAUCAUCCUAUGGAGGAAGUCCAACAAGCUGGCCCUCCGUCUCAAGGUGUCAACCGACCCAUCAGCCGAGGUGGGCCAGCCGGCUCAAGUGGCCCUCUCUCUGCAGUACUCGUACCGGAACACGGUGCCACCCUCAGCACAGUCUGCACAGCACCGGGACCACACCCUGACCACCACUGUGCUGCUGGACCUGGGCACUGUCUGUGAGUGAACGAUGGAGUAGCCUGAGACCUGCAUUGUUAACAUUUUUGUUGAAUUUUUAUUCUUUACGCCCGCGACUUCGUCCGCGUGGAAUUCAGUUUUUUACAAAUCAUGGCAUGGCUAUGGCAACCAUGGAUUUUUCCGAGAUUUAAAGUAGCCUAUGUGUUAAUCCAAAGUGAAACCGGUAUUAUACCUGUAAAUAGACAAAAUUAAAUAAUAAUAAUAGACAAAAAUAAAAAAAUUAUAAAGUAAAUUGAUAAAUUAUUAUAAGGUAUACCGGAGAAAUAGAUAAAAUUUAACAGUGCAAGCGAAAAUAACGCUGUCUCUUUCAUUGCGAAAGAGAUUGAGACAACUCCGACGUCAUUGGAAGAUUUUUUGUCUAUUUCUCUGCACUUAGUCGCAUGUUAGCGCCACUUGACAACAAUUUGAUAUGUCGUUGAUCGCCUAGCAUGCGACCAACGACAUAUCUCGUGAAGAGCAAAUAGACAAAUGUCGACCAAGAGCAGCGGAGAUGUCUCAAAGUUUGUUUGCAUUGAAUAGGCUCUGAAACUACUGAAUCAAUUUGAAAAAUUCUUUAACUGUUGGAAAGCUACUCUAUCCUCGGGUGCUAUAGGCUAUAUUUUAUCCCUGUAUUCCUACGGGAACGGAAACGACUCGGGUAAAAUCACGCGGCGUCUGCUUGUAUCUCAUCAUUAUCAAUUCACCUCACUGCGGAGCUCGAGUCUCCUCUCAGAAUGAGAGGGUUUAGGCCAAUAGUCCACUACGUUGGCCCAAUGCGGAUUGACAGACUUCACACACGCAGAGAAUUCAGAAUUUUUUUUUUUUUUCUAUUCUUUACAAGUUAGCCCUUGACUACAAUCUCACCUGAUGGCAAGUGAUGAUGCAGUCUUAGAUGGAAGCGGGCUAACUUGUUAGGAGGAGGAUGAAAAUCCACACCCCUUCCGGUUUCUACACGGCAUCGUACCGGAACGCUAAAUCGCUUGGCGGUACGUCUUUGCCGGUAGGGUGGUAACUAGCCACGGCCGAAGCCUCCUACCAGCCAGACCUGGACAAAUUAAGAAAAUCUCAAUCUGCCCAGCCGGGGAUCGAACCCAGAACCUCCGUCUUGUAAAUCCACCGCGCAUACCACUGCGCCACGGAGGCCGUGAAAUUCUCUGGUAUGCAGGUUUCCUCACGAUGUUUUCAUUCACCAUUAACGUGAUAUUUAAUUUCUUAAAAUGCACACAACUGAAAAGUUGGAGGUGCAUGCCCCGGACCGGAUUCCAACACACCCUCCAAAAUCGAAGGUUGAGGUAAUAAUUUAAAAAGAUUAAAUAACACGUCUCAAACAGCGAAAGAAAAACAUCCUGAGGAAACCUGCAUACCAGACAAUUUUCGUAAUUCUGCCAAUCCGCAUUGGACCAUUGUGGUAGUCUAUUGGCCUAACCCCUCUCGUUCUGAGUGGAGACUCGAGCUCGGCUUUGAGCAGAAUAUGUGUUGCUAAUGAUGAACAAAAAUAUGAUAUGUUUACUUGUAUAAUAAAUAUGAAUAUUAACUUUGUGAGUACUCAGGUUUUAUUAGUAUUUAAACAAUUUCUCAUUAUGUACCCAACUGUAUAUUAUUGUUAUACAAUAAUAGGCCGAGAGCCUGUCACAGCAAGACAUACUUCAUUGGCUGUUAAAGUCUGUCAGUCCAUGCUCCUUCCAUAGGAAUUACGGGAGGCAAUAAGGUAGUUGACUCAUAUCAAAUUAAUAUAAACAAUAUUAAUUUCGCAUAGUACAUGGAAUAAGGGUCUGAAAUAUAUCGAUAUCAGCUCGUAUUGUCAAAAACAUAUUUAAAAAAUGAAAUUUUCAUGUAAUCAUGAAUCAAAAAAAUGUAAAAACUAUUUUCCAAUCUAGUAGAACGAUAAUGAACUAUGUAAAAAUAGUGUCAACUAGCCUAUUGUGUAGUUAAGACCAUAGAGACAUUGGAAGAUUACUGGUUGGGUUCGUAAUUUUUUUUAUAUAUCAUACACGGGGUGAGGUAGGAGAACUCCAUCCAGACAUCCAUGACUAUCCAGACCAGACCAUUAGCUUCGUAGCAACCCUUUGCAAGUUUGAAUUUUUAACAGUGUUUUUCGAAGGGUUACUACUUACUGUAAAGAUAAGUGACUGGCCAUUGGGGACAUGAUUUCUCAUUCGUCAAAAUCAAGGAAAAUAUUUAAAAAUAACCUUUAAGUGUACUUGGACAGUUGAGGGUCUGCACCAUUGUAACCUGCUACCUCUCAAAGCUACCAGUCCAAACUCCAUUAUUGGCAACUGUACAUAACUACUAACCUUUAACCUUACUCAGCUUUCAUACAAUGAGGCAUGUCUGACUAACGCAGGCUCUAUGUAAUGGUUGUAAUUCAGCUGAAAUUGAAAUGUAACUUAAGCUAAAAUGACGGAACUUUGAAAACUCUUUUGUAUUUCUGCAGUUCAGCACAUAGUAAGCAUUAUUGCAACCAAAUUAAAAUAAGACAAAUGCUUUAGCUAGAAUACAUUGAAAAUGUAUUUGAUCUCGAAAAAUGCAUGGUGUUAUGGCAAAUCAGUUUCUGUUGUAUAUUUUCAGCAUAACCACGUUAUUAAUGGUAUAAUUAAUUAAUUUAUACCAUAAAUAAUGUUUCUCGUUUUUACUUAUUCUUAAAAUGCAUCGACAAAUAGAGAGAUUAUUUAUUAAUAGAUUUAACUUUUGCAAAGUAUUGUUUUGAAAAACUACAAACUUAUUCCUAAUUGUUUAUCAUAAAGUAAAACAAUGUAUGAACAGUUGAUUAAUAUUUACUGAAUCUACAAUAAUGUCUGCUGCUAUAUAGAUAUACUUACCAUAGCACAUAUGUAUUUAAAACUAAUUAAGUAGAUAAGUUCAUGAGCUAAAUUUACACGCUUUUAUAAAUUAUUCUAGUUGUAUGCUAAAAACUAAAUAAUAUAAAUUAAAUAAUUA
Molecule: messenger RNA, 4515 nt
Organism: Bicyclus anynana (squinting bush brown)
Lineage: Eukaryota; Metazoa; Arthropoda; Insecta; Lepidoptera; Nymphalidae
Gene: DCTN4-p62
Product: dynactin subunit 4
Exons: 8
Coding region: 110-1588 (492 amino acids)
Cellular component (GO): dynactin complex
Source: RefSeq, a predicted model, not a curated record